AUGCACGGCUCCUUACUGCUAGCCUUCUCUGUUAAUCUUGGCUAUGGCUCUAGUACCUGUGCUGAAUUGAUGGCCUUGUUGGAGGGUGUCAUGCACUGCAAGCGAAUGCAUUUUCAUUCGGUAAACAUUGAAAUUGACUCUAGGGUGAUCCUUUCUUGGUGGCAACACUAUCGAUGUGGCAUAUGGUACUUAGAGGACUAUUGGGAGGAGCUUCAAGCUCUGCUUCUUCAGAUGAACUUCACAACCUCUCAUAUUUUCAGGGAAGGUGACGUAGCUGCCGAUUGGUUAGCCAGAUUUGGUGCAAGGUACUUCAUUGCAAAUUUGUCUGUUUUACUUCUGUUUGUUUGCUUCUGGGUCUAG
This is a messenger RNA of Carya illinoinensis, 360 nucleotides long. RefSeq lists its product as uncharacterized. The record is from RefSeq and is a predicted model, not a curated record. Gene Ontology annotation, molecular function: RNA-DNA hybrid ribonuclease activity; nucleic acid binding. NCBI's taxonomy places the organism in Eukaryota, Viridiplantae, Streptophyta, Magnoliopsida, Fagales, Juglandaceae. The transcript has 2 exons. The coding region runs from base 1 to 360 and encodes 119 amino acids.